AUGCCUUGGGCGGGCUUGGCUACCAUAUUCCUGGCUGUUUCUGGUGUCUAUGGCAGUCGGCUAGACACCAGUGGCUUCCAGGAGUGCAAGAGCAGACAAAAUCUUUCGUCGAUAGCGGCGCGCAAUCUUGUCCAGACGGUCCCUGAUGCUGAGAGAAUCCGCGAAUCGGUUCGCUACUACACCAACGGGUCCCAUGUAGCAGGACAGGGCCUCCAACAGGCGCUGUGGACCCAGGAGUUGUGGGAUGCCAUUGGCCUCCCCAACACACGUGUGAAAUCCUAUAGCACCAACCUGACGCUGAACAAUGAACAUCGAGUCGCGCUGCUGGACACGGCACGCGAGGGAGAUCCAGUGGUCUAUGAAGCGCCAUUGAUUGAGGACAACGCCCCCACAGCUGGCGAUGGACAGCCACCUUUUAUUCCGGCUUUCUUCGCGUGUGCCGGGGAGGGCAAUAUCACCGCCCAGUAUAUAUUCGCCAACUAUGGAACGCAAGAGGAUUACGAUGAUCUGGUGAGUGCAAACAUCAACAUCACGGGAAAGAUCGCGUUGGUCAAGUCUACGUAUGAAUCCGCUGUCUUGAAAAAAUACAAUCUGCCGUAUCACCGCGCGAACCAGGAAGCAGUCGCCGUAGAGAGGGGUCUCGCGGGGAUGCUGAUCUACCCUGAUCCUCAAAUGGAUGGCGAGAUUAUUGUAGAGAAUGGAUAUCAACCAUUCCCGGAUGGGCCAGCCCGGCCCCCAUCUUUGAUUGAGCGAGGAUCACUGGGGGCAUGCUCGUCUGAUCGGAUUCCCGCCAUGCCCAUUUCGUACGCCGAUGCGAUUCCGAUGCUGCGCGCCCUCAAUGGCCAUGGCCCCCUAGCAGCAGAUUUCAAUGACAGGUGGCAAGGAGGCGCGCUCACUUCGCACGACGUUACGUACAAUGUCGGGCCUUCGCCGGAGAACGUGGUCGUGAACGUGUAUAAUAACCCGCGUCGCUGGGUCGGCCCUAUCCAUGACGUUAUCGGGACCAUCCCCGGCUGCGCCUUUCCAGAGGAGGUGAUUGUUCUUGGAAAUCACCGUGACGCCUGGGGUCCGGGUGCGGGAGAUGGAAACAGUGGAUCUGCGGCACUGAAUGAAGUGGCACGAAGUCUCGCAACGGCCCUGAAAGAAGGUUGGCAGCCGUUACGAACCAUCAUCCUCGCCAGCUGGGAGGGCGAAGAGAUCGGCCAGGUGGGGUCGCGCCCAUGGCUCACAGAAAAUGAGUCCCAGAUGAACAGUAGUCUUGCGGCAUAUUUAAAUGUGGUCGUUGCAGGCGCAGGCACCAAGUUUCAUGCUCAAGGGAGCCCACUGUUGGCACGAGCGAUGCACGAUGCUACCGGCCAAGUGGAAGCCCCUCGAGAGGAAGGCGGCACGGUACAAACCAUCCUCGAGGCUUGGGGGGAUGAGCUUGGUCUGGGUACCGGCGGCGACGCAAUAGCCUUUCAGUCAUAUGGAUAUUCAGUUGCGGACUUUGGCUUCUCGCGUGGGCCAACCGAUCCUGUUUUCCCGUACCAUUCACUAUUCGACUCGUAUGCCUGGAUGGAACAAUACGGAGAUCCCGGCUUUGAGUACCAUUUGGCGACCACCAAGAUCUGGCUACAGCUGGCAACAUCUCUUGCAGAUGAGGCGAUUCUGCCCUACCGCGUCCAGGCGUAUGCGUCCGUCUUCCAGUACGGCCUCGAAUCACUCAGCGCCAUAGCAAACCUGUCGUCACACCUCGAGCUGACGUCGCUUAAGGCGGUGAUCGAUGAUUUCGCGCAGGCUUCGGCGGCGUUUGACGCAUAUAGCGACUCGCUUACCGACCAAGUGCAACAACAACCCGCUUUGAACGGUACCCUUCUUGCUCAGGUCCAGUCCGUCAAUCACAUAUAUACCAAUUUUGAGCGUCUCCUGGGUGAUCCAGAUCUUCCUGUGGGUGAUCGAGGCCACCAUCUUAUCAUUCAGCCUGGCCCGUAUUACUUUCAGACAAAGCCUUUCCCUGGCCUAAUGAAUGCUAUUGCUGCUGGGAAUUGGACCUUAGCUGCAGCAUAUCGCGACAAGAUCGUAAAUCAGCUCAACAGGGCUGUCGAUGUUCUUCAGUGA
Aspergillus bombycis is the source of this 2097-nucleotide messenger RNA. RefSeq names its product glutamate carboxypeptidase. Bases 1 to 2097 code for a protein of 698 amino acids. The record is from RefSeq and is a predicted model, not a curated record. Gene Ontology annotation, molecular function: carboxypeptidase activity. NCBI's taxonomy places the organism in Eukaryota, Fungi, Ascomycota, Eurotiomycetes, Eurotiales, Aspergillaceae. The transcript is spliced from 3 exons.